CUUCUCCACUUAUGUCUGUCCGCAUCGAAGGCUUGAUCGCCUCCUCCACGAAUACUGGUGUUUAAAUGUCUAAGCUGCAAUCCAACAGUAAUGCGUUCUUAUAUUUAAACUUGUGUUUAUCUAUACCGUGGAUUAUCCUACUACUAGCGUUCCAAAGAGCUUGGAGCGGUUCGCCAUUGAACUUGCACGACGUCUCACUCAAGAAUACAACCCACACUUUCCUGCUAGAUCCGAAAUUUCACAAUUAUGACACCAAUUCGGCACGCUAUUGGAGGGAGACAAUACCGGAAAAUGACGGAUUCAUCAAGUUUUGGAACUCAGAUAGAACAAGAGUUUGGAAAGGCGUGACAAUGUUCCACGAGUUGCACUGCCUUGUUGCAUUGCGACUUGAGUUUCAACUGAUUCUCAAUGAGAAAGAGAAGAUCAGUGAGCUUCUUCAAGAUGGUGAUAAGCCUCACAUAGCACAUUGUUUUGACUACUUAAGAUAGGCGAUACUUUGUGCCGGCGACUCGACAACCGAACGUGUUUCUUCAAUGAACGGAAUAGGAGAAGGAUGGGGAGUAGAUCAUAACUGUAGAGAUUUUACUACUCUUUAUAAAAUGACAGGAAACUCAAAAGUGGAAUAAUAUUUAAACAUAUGGAUACCACUUCGUAUGUCAUACCAUUUCAUGGUAUAUGAGAUAUAAGGGUGGCUACUUUUAUAUCUUCAUUGUAGUUAGUACUAAAUACUAGGCUGAGAGUUGAAUCAUGA
This is a messenger RNA of Hyaloscypha bicolor E, 751 nucleotides long. RefSeq lists its product as uncharacterized. Gene Ontology annotation, biological process: mycotoxin biosynthetic process. Bases 66 to 488 code for a protein of 140 amino acids. Lineage: Eukaryota; Fungi; Ascomycota; Leotiomycetes; Helotiales; Hyaloscyphaceae. The record is from RefSeq and is a predicted model, not a curated record. The transcript has 2 exons.